AUGAUAAAGGUAAACAGCCACCCUUAUGCGUGUGCUGUACUGCAAUAUGCUAACUUCCAGGCAGGAAUUGAACCCAUAGCUAUUUUGGUUCAUCCUCAACAGCCGCUCUCAUAUCUGGAGCGGCUUAUUCAGUCAGAACUACCACCAAUCAAAGGAGAGAAUGGGAAACUACGAGCGCCAGCAAUUUCAUUCAUCGUAUUGCAGAAUGACGACAGUGCAAUCAAACCAAGGCAGAAAAUCCCAGGAGACUUGGAUAUAGAUGCCGGACAUCACGAGGCAGAGCUGAAUGAGGGUAAAUUCGACAGCAAGAAUCAUCCCGGGAGCGGAGUACCUGCAGAGCGCCGACGACGAUCCAGAGAAGAAGAUGCAGAGACAUACAGCUAUCCACGCAGGAUCAACCCCGAGCCCAACUCCGACGAAGGCGAGGCUGAACGCUUUGUGCGGUGGUCCCAAGCCACAGAAGUGGGAGACUUCAUCCGCGACGCAGCGCGGGCGCGCAAAUUCAUCGUCACGAUAGAAGGGGCUCCAUCUGGACUGGGCCAGAUCCAAAUUGGAGUCCCCUCGUUCAGUGAGCGCACGCAUUUUCUUCGCAUGCGGCUGCGCAAGCUCUCAGGGCGGAUUCAGGGCAUUGCUGAGAUCAAGCACAAAUGUGACACGCUUGCUCACCGCGGCGCGCAGCGAGUGGCUAUCGGUGGGUUCGGGAUUCUGUCGACGUGGUGGUACAUAGUGUACAGAUUGACCUUCGAGACGGAUCUGGGUUGGGAUACUAUGGAACCAGUCACCUACUUGGUCAGCUUGUCCACGCUCAUGGGCGGCUACCUGUGGUUUUUAUACCAUAACCGAGAGAUCUCGUACCGGUCCGCGCUUGAUUUCACGAUCAGUGCCCGGCAGAAGAAACUUUACCAGCUGCACAAUGUCGACCUUCAAUUAUGGGAGUCUCUGAUUGACGAGGGCAACGCACUCCGUCGCGAAAUAAAGAACAUUGCAGCUGAGUACGAUGCCGAGUGGGAUGAACGUGCCGACGAACAAGAUGAGUCCGUUACCGAGGCUCUGCGAUCUGAGCGUCGCCACAAGAACGGCAAAAGUCGAGACAAAGACGGCGACGGCAAGGACAGCAAGGACGAGGACUGA
Molecule: messenger RNA, 1131 nt
Organism: Penicillium lagena
Lineage: Eukaryota; Fungi; Ascomycota; Eurotiomycetes; Eurotiales; Aspergillaceae
Exons: 1
Coding region: 1-1131 (376 amino acids)
Biological process (GO): mitochondrial calcium ion homeostasis; calcium import into the mitochondrion
Cellular component (GO): mitochondrial inner membrane; uniplex complex
Molecular function (GO): calcium channel activity; uniporter activity
Source: RefSeq, a predicted model, not a curated record